Molecule: messenger RNA, 900 nt
Organism: Macrosiphum euphorbiae (potato aphid)
Lineage: Eukaryota; Metazoa; Arthropoda; Insecta; Hemiptera; Aphididae
Source: the annotation of a GenBank genome assembly
AUGGUCGACGCAUCAGAAGAGUCCAUCAGUCGUAUAGGAACAGUAUUAGCUAACACAAAGUUACCAAUGAAAGAACGCUUUAGAGCGCUAUUUACGCUUAAAAACUUAGGCGGAAAUUUAGCCAUUGAAAAUAUAGCUAAGUGUUUCAAUGAUGAUUCAUGUUUGCUAAAACAUGAACUGGCAUACUGCUUAGGACAAAUGAGAGAUGAAUAUGCUAUUCCUUGCUUAAUCGAAGUACUUAAAGAUGUCAAACAAGAGCCUAUGGUUCGACACGAAGCAGCUGAAGCACUGGGAGCUAUUGGUAAAGAAAAUGUUAUACCGAUUUUGGAAGAAUAUAAAAAUGACCCCGUGGUAGAACUAGCUGAGACCUGUCAAUUGGCUUUAGGACGACUUUUACUACCCAAAAAUGAAGCAAACAUCGAAAAUAUUUAUGGAUCUGUAGAUCCAGCACCUCCUUCUAAGAUAAAAAGCAUAGAAGAACUUGAACAAAUUCUUACAGAUGAAAAUGAAAGCCUCUUUAAUAGAUAUAAAGCAAUGUUUUCACUACGAGACAUUGCGUCACCUGAAAGUAUCACUAUUCUUUCUAAAGCGUUAUCAUGUGGAAGUGCAUUGUUUAAACAUGAAAUAGCAUUUGUUUUGGGACAAUUACAAUCACCACUUAGUGUACCAUAUCUAAAAGAAUCAUUAAUAGAUGAAAAUCAAAAUGAUAUGGUCCGACAUGAAUGUGCAGAAGCAUUAGGUGCAAUUGCAACAGAUGACUGCUAUGAUAUAUUAAAACAGUAUAUAAAUGAUCAGAAGGUAGUCGUCAAAGAAAGUUGUGAAGUUGCAUUAGAUAUGUGUGAAUAUGAAAACUGCCCUGAUUUUCAAUAUGCAGAUACGCUUGAAAAAGUUACUCUAUAA